AUGUUAGGCGCAUCCCCAUAUCAUAACUUCGAUGAUUUGGAAAUCAGAAUCUGUAACGGUUUAAGACCAGAAUUUCCAAAACACGCUCCAAAAUUAUUUGAACAAUUAACGACUCAAUGUUGGAACGCUGUCCCUUCUCAACGACCAAGAGCCGUUGAACUGAAGAAUAUAUUAAAUCGAUGGCAUUCGGAUGUAUAUAAUGAUUUGCAAGCAGAAAUAAAUGAUCAGUGCAAAAAAUAUGAAGAUUAUUUAAUGAGUAACUUACUAAAAAAAAAAAUAAGAUCAGAUAAAUUGACUGUCCUUAAGAAAAUUAAAGAUGAUCCACUUAUAAAAUAUAAAUUCAUUCCGCCUCAAAAUUCAAUGGAAGACCAUAUCAUUGUUUUUGAAUAUGCUGAUAGUAGAACCUUAAGAUCAUAUUUUCAUAAUAAUUUUAGCGAAUUUUCCUGGGAUGAUAAAAUUAAAUUUGUUCGACAGAUUGCUGAUGCUAUUUACUAUUUGCACAAAGAAACUAUUCAUCGUGAUUUG
Dentiscutata erythropus is the source of this 525-nucleotide messenger RNA. The record is from the annotation of a GenBank genome assembly. Lineage: Eukaryota; Fungi; Glomeromycota; Glomeromycetes; Diversisporales; Gigasporaceae.